AUGAACAUUGAACGAGCUAGAUUUGCGAGGAUUUGUGUGGAGGUGGACCUAAAGAAGCCGCUAAAAGGGACAAUAAUGAUGAAUUGUGAACGUUAUUUUGUGUCCUACGAAGGGCUGAGUUCGGUUUGCUCGGGCUGUGGGGUAUACGGGCACUUAGUGCAUUCUUGUCCGAGACGCGUCCAGGAGAAUGAUGUAGGUCUGACCGCUAGGAAGGAGGCGGAGUUGGCGCAAAAAAACAUGCCGACGGCGGAUGGGUUUACUGAGGUGAGACGGCGGGCGAGAGGACAGACCUCACCGAAGACAACCCAGACAACAGGCGGAUCAAGCCGAGAUUCCGAGCGUAAUCUCCGGGAGAUUACGAUCCCGAAUAUUAGGAAUGUUGACAUUUCUAAUCGAUUUGCUGAUUUGGAAAGCGCAGAUACAGUUUCGGACGAAAGGGAAGAGAAUAUUAGUUUGGCCGAUAAUAAGGAAAACGUGAUUGUUUCUUUCCAAGCACGGAAAGAGAAAGGUGUGCAAGCAAUUAAGGAGAGUCUUCCCGGGCGUGCUGCUUCAGGAAUUAAAGGGCCACAUGAUGGACCCAAAGAACGACCGGCCCACCAGAAAAAGCCAUUGGGCACUAUGGAAAGAACAAAGUACGCAAAGCAAGGAAGGCCCGUUAGAGGAUUAGUUUUCGGCCCAACAGCGAUAGAGAGGCCUUCGUUAACGUCGGGAAAGCGUCUUCGGGUGGAGACAACGGGUGUGGGCAGACCGGGUGGAGUGUUCAUGCGUGAUGGAGGUGAACAAGUAACGGUUUUGCCUAUUAUGAGCUCGGAGAGGGAGUUAACAGAUAUGAGCCGAGGUAAGCCUGGAGACCUGAUGGAGUCGUACGAUGAAAUGAGGCGGGGUGAUUUGUCUUUGAAGAAGACAAGCGAGUGUGAAGCAUAA
Molecule: messenger RNA, 924 nt
Organism: Capsella rubella
Lineage: Eukaryota; Viridiplantae; Streptophyta; Magnoliopsida; Brassicales; Brassicaceae
Exons: 1
Coding region: 1-924 (307 amino acids)
Source: RefSeq, a predicted model, not a curated record